Molecule: messenger RNA, 5794 nt
Organism: Seminavis robusta
Lineage: Eukaryota; Bacillariophyta; Bacillariophyceae; Naviculales; Naviculaceae
Source: the annotation of a GenBank genome assembly
CUCGACUUUCGAUGCGACUCGACUCUUGCUGAGUGUAAAUAAAUGAGGCCGGCCAGGAGGCAGAAAGCGUUGUCUCAGGCCCUUUUCCUCGCUUGACUGACGGUUUUGCAUUCGGGGCACUGAACUAGGGUUGCCACGUAGUUGACUCGGAGGUUCAGUCGACAGCCCCAGCAGCGCACGACGUGCUCUCCUUCUGCAGUUUGAGUAUUUCGUACAAUUUCUCCUUGUGAUAAUUCAGGCAGUGAUUGUGCCUUUGUGUGCUGCUCUUCCAAAAAGGUCAUGUAGUUGUCACUGAUACAGGCACUACUGCUGCCAUUUGUGAAUCCGUAGCCACCUUUUUGUGAGAGGGGUAUUGACGGCGGAGCAGAGAAUCCACCGACGCCGGAGUGGCUGUGGCUGUUGCCAUUAUGAUUGGAAUUCAGAGAGGACAGAACAUGCUGUGGCGGGGGAAGACCGAGUUUUGGCUUUUUGCCUCCCCCGUAGAGUUCUUUCUUGUCUUUGUUUUCAUUCCCUUGUACUUUUCGUCUCUUUUCAUAAUCUGCCAUAUCAAACCCCGUGUUGGCUUUGACACGUAGUGUAGCUUCGUGCUGGGCCAUGAUCCGAUAUUGUUCCAAAACUUCUUCAUCAUCAAACCCAGCCUCUAGUGCUUCAUCUUCUUUCAGGGCAGCAUCAAUGGCAUUCAUAUCAAAGCCAAUGGCACCACCACCACCACUUGCUGCACCUGACGAUCGUAGCAUGGACUGCCGCAGCCAAUUUUCUUCCGCAUUCCGUGGUGGUGCCGCCGCAACAGCUACGGGACUGGAGAGUUUCCCAGCAGCUCCACCACCAGCACUGGCCAGAGAUGCAGCAGCACUGCUCAAGGAGUCUCCAGAUCGUGUGGCUUCGAUCCCUCUCUGCGAGGGCGCACUCAUCAUGGAGGGUCUUUUCGCUAUUGAGAGGUUCCGACGUGAUGCCAGUCGACCCAGAGGCCGAGAUCUCGGUACUGGUACCGAGUCAUCUAAUUGUGCUUCUUCGCCAUUCUCUCCUUCCCCCGACGAGAAGAAGCUCCGUGCAAAGGAGCUCUUACGGUCCAUGCCUCUGCCGGGACCUCUUCCAGGGACUCUUCUGCCACUCAUGGUUGUUGUUGUUUGUUUCUGCGUAUGAUGAGGAUGCUGUAUCGUUGGUUGUUCGGUCUUGUCUUGCCAAAAGAGGAUUGAUAAAGACCAUUAAGGAAAGGGUUCCGAGGGCUGGGAAAUGUGUAUUGCGUUUUGACCGCAGAGAGAAACCAGCGCCUUGCUUUCAGCUUGCUGCGUCCUCUACCAAAUGGCGAUGAAAAUCUAGUCACAACUGUAGCGGUCGUUGUUGUCGCCUCAUGAACGGACUCUUAGGAACCAAUAGCUAGCUACGGUAGACCUGGCUUUCGGCUCGACUGGAUCCUGUGUUAGCUGGAUCGACUUGUUGUUUCGGUGCGGUAGAGGAAACAAGCAGUGAUAAACCAGACGCUGGCUGUUGCCGCACAGUGACUGUCUGUUGGUUCUACUGAUCGACUUGGCUAAGGGAAGAGGCGUGUGGUCUCGACCUCUAUCUCGUCAUGGACAUGGUCGUGUUUGUUGGCUCUCGAUCUCAGCCGAAAACAAGGGUUCCCCGUUGGUUCUUGAAGGAACCAACUGGGGGUGCCCCCCUUUUCAAUGUUGUGCGGUCAUCAUCCGGUCUUUUGGUUUAGGAGCGACGUGCAGACGGUUGGCAUUGUCAUCUUUGGGGAGGACGGAAGCUACACGAUAUGCUUGCUGGCACUACUGUACCAGUACUCUAGCCAGGGAGAAGACAGCAUUCAAAGGCAGAAUUGCCUCUCCAAACCUGGUACUCUUUUACUACGGUAUAUUUCAGCUAUCGUACUAUCGGUAGUUCUAUUCCUCGUCGCUGCGAUUAGCAUCCCUUAGCUCUAGAGGAUGCUGAAGAUGACACCGAAGUUGCAAGCCAACUUCAUGCAAACUGUACUUGGUUUGGAGUUGGCCGGUAUAGCUAUUUGUCCCUGUACAUGGACCAGUGUUUGGUACAUAUUCACUGCAGAAAGCUGCGCCGUACACGGUACACUACGGUACAAUUGUUUGCACGGCUGACGCAACUUGUCUCUAGCAACGAAAUUGGCUGGUGAUCCAGACAUCCUUCCGAUCCAGCAGUGUGGAAGCACCUAACCCGAUGGCCCACCUCCAUUUUGACGGCACGACACUGACAGAAUCCGAUGACAUCUUGCUGGUCUGAAAACCGACCUGGUAUGGUGGGAUUGUGCAUCCACCGUUUUUUAAUCUGUUACGCAGCUUAGCUGGUUUGCAUUCAGGCUUUGGAUUUGGAUCCUUGUGCUUCGGCCACCGUUCCCAGCGGUACCGGUACCAGUACCAGUACCACUACGUACACGUAGUCCACCCAAUGCAUGUUGCAUGUGCCAAUGGCUUUUGUGUUGGUUGGCUUGGAAGACAACCCCCGGACGAAUAGUUUCGGCACCACAAUGUCUCUGGUGUUCUAGCUACCAGGUACCGGUAGGUUACUAUUCCUAACUAUGGGGUACCGAAGUUCCAUGAUGCAUUGGAUUGGUCAACUUUGCAGUCCAAAGCCCUUCGGAUAGCUCGAAGGCCCGGAUAGCAAAAAGGAACACUCUCCAUGGGGAAUGGAGAAUCUUUUGCAAGUGACCUUGAGAUCGAAUCCCUGCUUAUGCUCAUAGCAUCCACGCCUGAUGGAGCAACGAAUCCAGCACAUUUUGCAUCUUACGAUCUGAUCAGCUCUCAUCUUGCUUCUUAGAGUACGGAACAUCUUUCGACCCAUCAAUUGGCUCUACUUUUCUCCGGUCCGUUUGGUGUUGAGGUUCUUCAAUCAUGCAACAGAUCGACAUAGUUUCUGCAGUUCCAACAAGGACCAAGUCCUUUGCGGUAUCUGCAGUGUGGAUUCUCAUGUUACUCGUCGUCGUCCGCGUGUCGACGAAUUCUUCAGUAUCUCUGGGAUUUGAUGAUGAUAAGCAAAAGAGACGAGUGAGCAGAACAGAAGGAACCUUUUGGAAAAAGAAGCAGCUCCUUGUCAAUGGUGGGGUCGAUGAUGACCUUCCCUUUGACGACGACUUCACUCUGGAUGGAGUGGAGCAAGACAAUCCCGCCAAUGAUCGUCUUGUCGACGACAACGGAGCUCCAGAGCCAUCUUCUGUGCAAACCUCUGAUCCACCGAUCCUUGAGGCGGGUGAUCGAAGUGUCCUCCAUGAGCCGGCUCCCCUAAUGACGAUGGAACCAAGAAGUACCGAAGUUCGCGAGGGAAAUUCCAACAACGCUGUUGUCGUGAUUCCGCGAAUGGACAGGAAGAUAGCGCUUGUGCACGUCGGAAAAACUGGAGGGAACACGGUCCGAGCUGCAUUCCCAAGACUUGCGUGCUGCCGCGAAAGGACAGCCCGACAGAUGAAUCGGUGUUAUGACGAAAGCUUUCGCAAAGAAUCUCCGAUCUCCAACCAGUUUGAUGCGGAACUUCACAUGUUUCUUGGCAACACGACUUUUUUGAAGUCAUAUACCACUUUCGUGUGGACCAUGAGGAAUCCUGUCUCAAGGGCAAUAUCGUCGUACAAAUAUCUGCAUCACAACAAUACGAAAAGCCAGGCAUCCAGAUCCACGCACCCGUUGAAGCAGCAAUUCUACAAGUUAUGCUUCCCGACACUGCCUGACCUUUGGAAGACGGCGGAUGAAAUCUUUCAGCCAGAUACCAAGGAAUUGAAACCGGGGGAGCUCCAAACGUAUUGUCAGCAAAUGCUUAUGACGGUGAUGAAGGGGCAGGACCCAAAUGUAUGGCAGAUCAAUAUGCACCUCAGGGAUAACUACAAGUUCUAUUACUCCAAGACCAUGGAGCAAUAUCCUGGAAAGGAAAUCAUGGUGUUUCGAACAGACCACAUGUGGGAUGAUAUCAAGGCGUUGGACAGGGCAACAGGGGGCCGUGGGGCCAAUGACGAAGACGGUCGAGUUUCCAACAAAAACAUUGUAGUUUCAAACGGAGCAAGCCCAUCAAAGGCGCAGUUCCAGGCCAUGUGCUGCUUGCUCUGGGAAGACAUAGUAAUCUACCAAGAAUUGAUAAGUAUUGCCGUGAAUCUUGAUUUUGCGAGCAAGCUGGAGGCCAUGCAAGAUGUUUGGACAACUUGUGGAAUUGACAGUUCAUCACUGGACCAGUUCAAGCCUGAAGUGGGGACGCAGCAAGCCGCGCAGUACAGUGUCUUUGGCUUCUCGUGGUCAAGUUGGCACGAACAGACUUGCCCACCCUUGCCAUUGAAAAGCGAUUUCAAAUUCAACUGGACAUUAUCAGUAGAGAAUACCGAGCCGACCCCAGAUUCUAAACGGAAUGCCCCACUGGACGAAGCUCUCAAAGCGUAUCCACUUACCUCCAAGGAAACCAUUUGGGACAUGAAACGAAAGAUUGCUUUUGCGAACGUUGGCCAGGCUGGCGGGAACGACGUGCGAAUGGCAUUCCCUCGAAUGUGGUGUAAACGAAAAAGUGAAGACCUCGACGAGAUCCGUAGCUGCGUUGACAAGACCUACAGGAAGGACUCGCCUAUAUCCAAUGCCUUUGAUCUCGAGCUUCACAUGAGUCUUGGUUCUCCGAACAAGUUGCAGAGUCACACUACAUUUGCCUUUACCAUGCGCAAUCCAAUCUGGCGAUCCAUUGCUGCCUAUCAAUACCUUCAUCACAACAACACCAGCAGUCAAUUGGCCCAAUCAACCCAUCCACUGAAAGAAACCUUUUACAAGCAGUGCUUCCCUACACUUGUCAUUCUACUCGACACGAUUGAUGGAAUUUACAAGCGAGCACGAGUUGGUAAAGAUGAAGAACCACCCGCUUUGGAGUAUUGCGAAGAACUCGCCAUUACCGUAUUCAAAGGAGCCAACAUCCAAGUGGGCUCAAUCAACGCCCAUUUGAGAGACAAUUACCAAUACUACUAUCAACACACUGCCAUGAACUAUCCAGAGAAGGAGAUCAUGGCAUUCCGUGCAGACCACAUUUGGGAUGACUUGGAGAAUCUGGACAAAGCCACGGGUGGACCAGGGGUACUAUUCGAGCACGACGUUGCAACUAAGGAUGCCAAGGCCACCAAACAACCUCGACACCGCAGCCUUUGUUGCGUGCUUUGGGAAGAGCUUGAAACGUAUCAGACCAUUUUGAACAGAGCUACCAACCUGGAUGGACUGAGCAAAGCCGAGAGUAUGCGGGAUGUUUGGGAAACGUGUGGUAUUGGCGGCUUUGACCAAUUCAAUGACAAAGUUGAUGAAAACGCGACAAGAGGAAAGUUUGAUCCUCCAGUAUUGUUCACGUUUUCGUGGAAAAGGUGGCAUGCCAAGUCCUGUCCUGUAGUGGGGCUCAGUGCUGAUUUUGUGCUUUAGGGCACUUGUGGGUACGGUCUGGAACUAACUACCGGUAGCUAGCUUCGCCAGGAUACAAGGCAUCACUUCGAUCGGUUGCCCCCACAUGUACGGUACCGUAGCACAUUCAAUUACCAUUGCCGUCUUUGUCUACUGAUCAAGUUUCUUGGAUUUAGUUUAGAACUCACCCUUGAGAGGCAUGAAUUGUGCUUUGAAUCUCCAAUAAGAUUAGUUUCAUUCAGUGUGCGGAGCCCACCUUUAACCUUAUGAUGAUGGAGGGAAGAAGCCCUGAACGUGCCGGUAUCGCUGCUCGGUGCUGCAGUUUAAAAACUGCCAUGGUUUGCUGUAAUGUGCAUCACCUGAUGCGACUCUAGCUACCGGUAGGAGGGCAGCACCACCUGCAGAUCUUCCUUUCCUGCUGUUUCUUAGAUCCGUUC